AAUUGUCCGUGAGUAUCUGUCGUCAUGUUUAACUUAGAUGUAGGUGCGAACCAGAAGCGAGCAAAAUUCACCAUAGAGGAUGGUCUGGUCGAUACCCCAGAAGUCAGAAGCGGGGAAUGUGUUGGUGAUUGGACUGCAUAUUUGGAACCAGUGAACUUCGAAGAAUCGGUACCACCGAAGGUUAACUCGCCAUUUGUAGACGAGAGGGAUGUCGUUGGCUCGAACGAUACAGCCACCAAGUUCGAAGUGAUUACACCUUGAGAGAACAGGUUGUCGGUGACUAGAACAAAAUUUGGUCAGGGAUGGAACAAGAAUGACUAUUGGGGCACAUACCGGUAGGGACCGUGCUGCUAGUAUCAGGUGAAAGGGUGCCGGUGGUCAGAUCAACAGGACCAAUACUACAAUCAAAGGUUAGUAUAGAUCAGGCAAAUAAAUGCAGUCCGAAUUACCCAAGGAUACCAUCGACGCCAUUGAAACCCUGUGAUCGGGAGGCAACACCGAUAGAUUGACGUUGGAUUGUCAGACUACUACCAAGCGACACCGUGUCGGUGAACUCCGUUCCAGAGAAAGACCCUGAGCCGUAUGUUACAGACUGAGAUGGACGGUGAGUACUAGUUCGCAAAGUUCACCUGAGCACUUACAACACGGUCAUUUGUUUGGGUGGAAGUACCAGUGCGAACGUAUACCUUGCCAGCACCAACCCAGGUAUUCGAGCUACCGGUGUCGACCAAGAGCUCGUCUACACAUAUGUUAGGCAAGCAAAGAAACAGGGAACAAUGUACCCACAGGUGGUAGCUGGUGACCCAACGUCAACCUGAAGGCGUCGGUGAAUAAUCAGAUAAUGAAUCGCUUGAAAUGAGGGAAAUCAACAUACAUUGACUACAUAGCCAACAGCCUGGUUAGUCGCAGGGGUAGAGAUAACCGCAUCUUCGUUCAACUUCCCGCUGGUCUUGGCUUGAGCCAACCGCCGAAGUCCCUUCACGCGAGCCUGGUCGCGCUCCAACAGGGAAGCGGAGCCAGUGAAGUUGAAACGCUUUGC
This is a messenger RNA of Somion occarium, 1039 nucleotides long. NCBI's taxonomy places the organism in Eukaryota, Fungi, Basidiomycota, Agaricomycetes, Polyporales, Cerrenaceae. The record is from the annotation of a GenBank genome assembly.